AUGGCGGAGACGGUGCUGAGCAUGGCGAGGUCCAUGCUGGGGAGCGCCGUCAGCAAGGCCGCCGCCGCCGCCGCCCAAGAGAUGAGUCUGCUCAUGGGGGUGCAGAAGGAGAUCUGGUUCAUGAAAGAUGAGCUAGAAACUAUGCAAGCAAUCCUGGUGGCCCCUGAAGUAACCAAGAAAAAAGAUAAACUGGUGAAGGUCUGGGCAAAGCAAGUACGAGAUCUGUCAUAUGAUAUUGAGGAUUGCCUUGACGAGUUCACAGUACACGUGGGAAGCCAAAGCCUGUCACAACAGAUGAUGAAGCUGAAAGACCGUCACCGGAUUGCUGUCCAGAUCUGCAAUCUCAAGGCAAGAGUUGAAGAAGUGAGCAAGAGGAACACACGCUACCACUUAAUCAAGACAGAGGCAUCCAACACCACCAUGGACGAGACGGAGUCCUACUUGGAAGAUAUUCGCAACCACUCGGCUAGCAACAUCGAUGAAGCACAGCUUGUAGGCUUUGAUGAACCCAAGAAGAAGUUGCUUGAGAUGGUACAAGAAGUUCGUGCCAAUGAUGGACAAGCACGUGUUAUCUCUGUGGUCGGCAUGGGAGGUUUGGGUAAAACUACUCUUGCCAGGAAGAUAUAUGAAAGCAAGGAAGACAUUGCAAAUAGCUUCUCUUGUUGUGCAUGGAUCACUGUAUCACAAUCAUUUGUGAAGACAGAGCUCCUCCAAAAUAUGACUAGGCAACUGCUGGGUGAAGAAUCGUUGAAGAACUGUUUGAUAGAACUUGAAGGGAAGGGAUUGCAAAUCAAUGACCUUGCCAGCUACCUCACACGGGAGCUAAAGGAUAGAAGGUACUUUGUUGUUCUUGAUGACUUGUGGAGCAUUGAAGCAUGGAACUGGAUUCACGGUAUUGCUUUUCCAAGCACAAAUAACAAAGGCAGUCGGAUCAUAGUAACCACACGUGAUGCUGAUAUAGCAAAUGGAUGCACUUCCGGUGAAUCCUUUGUCUACCAUCUCAAACCCCUAGAGGUAGAUGAUGCCAUACAGUUGCUACUAAGGAAGGCACGGAAGCAUCACAAAGACCUAGAAAACAAUAAGAAUUUGAGGGACACAGUAACACAUCUGGUAGAAAAAUGUGGUUGUUUACCACUGGCUAUUCUCACAGUAGGAGGCAUCCUUGCCAGUAAGAAGAUAGAGGAGUGGGGGAAAUUUUAUAACCAACUCCAUUCGGAGCUUGAGAACAACCCAAGCCUCGAACCUGUGCGAAGGAUAGUAACUCUUAGCUACAGUCAUUUGCCAUCCCAUCUCAAGCCAUGCUUUCUAUACCUAAGCAUUUUUCCUGAGGACUUUGAAAUUAAAAGGAGGCGUCUGGUAGAUAGGUGGAUUGCAGAGGGACUGGUUACUGCCAGGGGUCGAGUAACAGUUGAGGAAGUUGGAGAAAGUUACUUUCAGCAGCUAAUCAGCCGAAGCAUGAUUCUACCAGCGAGAGUAAAUUUCGAAGGAGUUGUUAAGAGCUGCCGUGUUCAUGAUAUCGUGCGUGAUACAAUAAUCUCGAUAUCCAGAGAGGAGAAUUUUGUUUACUUGACAGAAGACAAUGUAGCUGGAGUAGUAGUUGGAGAGAAAUUCCGUCACGUGGCAUACCAUGGCAAGAGCUGCACAAAUGUUGGAGUGGAUUGGAGCUGUGUCCGAUCAUUAACUUCCUUUGGUGAGAGACCAAUGAAGCCCCAACCUUCACUUUGUUCACCGGAGUUGAGGAUGUUAAGAACCUUGGAUUUGAAGGAUGCACAAUUCAAAAUCACUCAGAAUGAUAUCAACAACAUAGGAUUAUUGCACCACUUGAAAUAUAUGAAUGCUCAGUAUGGUGGUCCAAUCAUGAGUCAUUCAAAUAUUUAUGCACUUCCCAGAUCUAUUGGUAAAUUACAGAGUUUACAAGUCCUUGACCUAAGGGGCAGUUGUAUUUCAGGACUACCAACUGAGGUCACUAAACUCCAGAGUCUCCGAAGCCUCCGUUGUCGCAAAAAUACAGUGUUAAAUAGUUUCGACCCCAGGUGGCCAUUGAUAUGCAUGAAAAAUGUAUUGCGCCUGCCCAUAAUGUUCACACCCCUAGUUGAUUCUGAAGACCGCAAUAAAAUGAUUGCUGAGGCACACUUGUUCUUCUCAAGCCCUUUUUCUUAUUCAAGAGUACCAGGUGUGCGGGUGCCAAGAGGAAUCGGCAACCUAAAAGUGCUGCAGAUCCUAGAGGUUGUGGAUCUCAAGGGCACUAGUACGAAAGCAAUUGAAGAGUUGGGUGAACUAAGUCAGCUAAGAAAAUUAAGCGUGACGACAAGAGGGGCAGCAAAGGGAAAAUGCACGGCCUUUUGCAAAGCCCUUGUGAAGCUUGUCUCUCUCCGCUCUGUCCACGUGGAAAAUUGGGGAACACUUGAGUGGCUAGGUUCUCCUCUCUCCCCUCCCCCGCUGCUAAGGAGCCUAAAGUUGAUUGGAAAGCUGCAGAUACUUGGGGCACUGCCCCAGCUUAUGCUCCUUCAGCUAAUUAAUGAUGCAUAUACUGGGGAGAAACUAACAUUCAGAACUGGAGCAUUCCCAAGUCUCAGGAAACUUGUUUAUGAAGAAUUUGAAUAUACAUUGACAGAGAUGAGGUUUGAGGAGGACGCCUCGCCCCACAUGGAAAGCAUACAUAUCGAUCAGUCCCGGCUAAAGUCAGGGAUUAUUGGUAUUAAGCACCUUCCAAGUCUCAAGGAGAUUUCACUUGGUAACAACUGCAAGGUGGCAGGACUUAAUAUGCUGCAGGCGGAAGUCAACCAACACCCCAAUAAGCCCGUGCUGCGACUGUUGAGGGACCAGAGCCACCAUGACCUGGGGGAUGUCAUCAGAUCCGGUGUUGAAGUGGAAGCAACCGAACCGCAGCCUGAUGACGCCGAAGAGAGCUCCCAGGUGAUCACAACGGCCGACAACAGUCCCUGCAAGGACUCUGCUCCUGGUCUCGACCUGCCACGCAGAUUGCCCUUAUACCGUGCUGGUUCUGCUCCGACAAAUACCCCCUGCUUGUGUUCUGCAUCGGAUUUCUUCUUACAGCUAGUGGCAGCGGUAUCAGUCCAACCUGCAGCUGAAUCUGAAUUGGCUGUCUGUCUGAUUAUGAUGCGUGCGUGGUGA
Miscanthus lutarioriparius is the source of this 3135-nucleotide messenger RNA. NCBI's taxonomy places the organism in Eukaryota, Viridiplantae, Streptophyta, Magnoliopsida, Poales, Poaceae. The record is from the annotation of a GenBank genome assembly.